This is a messenger RNA of Tachysurus vachellii, 3164 nucleotides long. RefSeq names its product ATP-binding cassette, sub-family G (WHITE), member 8 (gene abcg8). Lineage: Eukaryota; Metazoa; Chordata; Actinopteri; Siluriformes; Bagridae. The record is from RefSeq and is a predicted model, not a curated record. Gene Ontology annotation, molecular function: ATP hydrolysis activity; ABC-type transporter activity; ATP binding. Gene Ontology annotation, biological process: cholesterol homeostasis. Gene Ontology annotation, cellular component: plasma membrane. The transcript is spliced from 13 exons. The coding region runs from base 72 to 2111 and encodes 679 amino acids.
GGUUUUCAACCCGGAUCAAGGGGUCUCUAACCCCAAUUCAGCACCUCUUCUGCUCCCAGUAGCUAGACACCAUGACCGAUGACACUGUGUUCAAUUCGGAAAGAAGCUUCAGCUUCCCAACACUGCCUGAACAAAACGAGGGAAGAGAUAUCAGGCUGUUUUCCUCUGCGGAUGAGGACAGCAGUCUGUAUUUUACUUACAGUGGAGGAUGCAAUGAGUUGGAGGUCAGAAAUCUGCACUAUCAGGUGGACACAGCAGCACAGAUCCCCUGGUAUGAGAAACUGUCAGAGCUUAAGAUGCCUUGGGAGAUGCGGGGGAACAAGCAGACUGCUAUUAAAGACCUGAACCUGAGAGUGCACAGCGGCCAGAUGCUGGCUGUUAUCGGCAGCUCAGGCUGUGGAAAGACCUCCCUGUUGGACAUUAUAACAUGUCGUGAUGAAGGUGGCACCAAGAAAUCUGGAGAGAUUCUCAUCAACAGCAGACCCUGCACACCCUCGCUAGUGAAGAAAAGCAUCGCUCACGUAAGACAGGAUGACCGCUUGUUACCCCAUCUGACAGUACGGGAGACUCUAGCCUUCGUGGCCAAGUUGCGCCUACCAGCACAUUUUACACAGGCACAGAGAGAUCAAAGGGUGGAUGAUGUCAUUGCCGAGCUGCGGCUGAGACAGUGCGCUAACACACGAGUGGGAAACAGCUAUGUGCGUGGGGUGUCUGGUGGAGAGAGAAGGAGAGUCAGCAUUGCUGUUCAGCUACUUUGGAACCCAGGUAUUCUUAUCCUGGAUGAGCCUACUUCAGGUCUAGACAGCUUUACUGCUCACAACCUGGUUAUCACCCUGUCUCGUCUGGCACGAGGGAACCGUCUGGUCCUGCUCUCGGUGCACCAGCCACGCUCAGACAUCUUCCAGCUCUUUGACCUGGUGGUGUUGCUAUCCUCUGGCUCAGCCGUGUACUGUGGCCCUGCCAAAGAUAUGGUGCCCUACUUCACAUCUCUGGGGCAUCCAUGUCCACGCUACUGCAAUCCUUCUGAUUUUUAUGUGGACUUGAUCAGCGUUGACCGCCGCAGCUCAGAAAAAGAAGCGGAGUGUUUGGAGAGAACAAGGGUCCUGGCAGCUCAGUUUGCUGAGAAGGUGAAGAACACUGAUGACUUCAUGUGGAAGUCUGAGGAGCACAACGGUCCAGUGCUAGACAAAAAUAUUGUAAGCGACAUCAAUAAUACGCCAAAAGCCGAAACAAGCAUCACAGUGUCACAAAGGAAGGACCAUCGUCCAGGCCGACUGCACCAGUUCUCCAUUCUGAUUAGGCGGCAGGUAUAUAAUGAUUUCCGUGACUUGGUGACAAUGAUGGUGCAUGGCCUAGAGGCCCUGCUGAUGUCACUCCUCGUGGGCUUCCUGUACUUCGGGGCAGGUGAGGAAAAGCUGCCAGUGCAGGACACUGUGGCCCUGCUCUACAUGAUUGGAGCUCUCACACCAUUCGCUGUAGUACUGGAUGUCAUAGCUAAGUGUCAUUCAGAAAGGGCCAUGCUGUAUCAUGAACUGGAAGAUGGAAUGUACUCAGUUACCCCUUAUUUUUUUGCUAAGGUCCUGGGUGAGUUACCAGAGCACUGUGUUUUCACACUGGUAUAUAGCCUGCCUAUCUACUGGUUAGCCGGCCUAAACGACUCACCAGAACGCUUCCUGCUCAACUUCCUGCUGGCCUGGCUGAUGGUAUACUGCAGCCGCUCCAUGGCUUUGUUCACAGCAGCUGUGCUACCCACCCUCCAGACCUCAUCCUUCAUGGGAAACUCCCUUUUCACUGUUUUUUAUCUGACCGGUGGCUUCGUCAUCAACCUGGAGAACAUGUGGCUGGUCGCUUCCUGGUUUUCCUAUAUUUCCUUCAUGCGCUGGGGUUUUGAUGGGAUGCUGCAGGUUCAGUUCCGUGGAGUCCAAUAUUCAGUCAGCCUAGGAAACCUGACCAUCAAUGUAGAUGGCAUUAAAGUCGUGGAGAUGAUGCAUAUGAACCAGUUCCCACUGUAUUCCUGUUAUUUAGUGCUUAUCGCUGUAGUGUUGGUCUUUAUGUUGCUCUACUAUCUGUCACUCAAGUUCAUUAAGCAGAAGUCCACUCAGGAUUGGUGAAGAAAAAUCUAAAGUCAAAAUCUCUUUUGGAUGAACUUCUACACGUGAAGCCGACCUGUUGCACAAGGAUUGCAGCACCAGCAGGUUCUCGGUCUACACCGAGGAGAUAUAUGAGAUCUCUGGAGAAAAGUGUUCAUGUGCUGCUUGUGUUUAACAAUCCAACAAUUUGGUGGACAGUGAAGGAAAAAAAAUAAUCAAAAUUGUAUAUUAAAAAAUUCAUUAGUUUUUCCUAAAAAAAAAAAAAAGUCUUAAGAGCUUGUCCCAUUGUUUCAUGAAUUAUCAGGUCCAUAUGUGAAUGAGUGUCCAAUGUGGCAGGAGACACUUAUGAACAAACGGUUGUUGAGCAGCUUGUUUUAAGCGUUUAUUUUAUAGUAUGCUUUUACGAAAGACUAGUUAGAGAAUAGAAAGGAGGAUGCAGAAUGUCAAAUCUCUGGAAUUCAAUAUUGUGACCCUUUUAGAAAUCACCAAAUUACUGAAAUGUGAAGUUAAGGAGUACUGCUUAAGUCUCUAGGAGAUUGUCUAGCAAACCCUAAAUGAGCUAAUAAAGUACUGCUACAAGCUUUUACAUACAUACAUACAUACAUACAUACAUACACACACACACACACACACACAUUAUACAUAUAAUAUAAUUAUAGUAUACAUAUGAUAUGAUAACUGGAAUUAUGCAUAAGCAAAUAUAGAGAAUGGGAGAUUACAUGGUGUGUUGAUAAUAUUGAAACACAAGACUUGUAAUUGUUUUGGGUUGUUUAUUAGACUACACCCUAACUGCCGCUGGGUGGCAGCAAAGCACCAUGAACACCCAUCUUCCUUUGUAGACUAGUUUUUGGGGACAGGGGGCAAAUAACAUCCAUCUGCAGCUUUUGUUUGUCUUUUCUGCAUGUUUAUUUCCUAUAGUGUGUUUAAUAUUGAGUUAUUGAUGUAAAAAGGCAUAUUUAAGCAAUAUCUUGGAGAUCUUUUGUAAUUUGUUAAAAUUCUGAUAUUUUGCACUGGUGCCAAAAAAAAACAAAAAAAAAACAAAAACAAACCUAUUAAAUGAACACAGCAAGAAAA